Molecule: messenger RNA, 2391 nt
Organism: Bacillus rossius redtenbacheri
Lineage: Eukaryota; Metazoa; Arthropoda; Insecta; Phasmatodea; Bacillidae
Product: tenascin-R-like
Exons: 10
Coding region: 59-2320 (753 amino acids)
Molecular function (GO): protein binding
Source: RefSeq, a predicted model, not a curated record
GAUAUCUCGUGGCACUCGAGUAUUCUGCUGCAACACAUGCUCGCAUGCAGCAGGCAGCAUGUCCGUCAUGGCCGCGAACAUGCUGCUAAGACCAAGGACUCUGCUCUUUCUGGUUGUCUUCUGCCUAAAUAAUGCCAUCCGUUUCUUAGCUGCACAAGACUGUGAAGACCCACAGCCACCGGGCCUCCUGGCCGCGACAGCGCACAACGCCACCACCUUCUCUCUGUCGUGGAGCGGCCUCAGCAGGACACAGCUGGACUGCACCGCCGGGUUCCGCGUGUGUCUGCACCGCGACCUGGACAACGACUACAGCUGCGUGUUCGUGAGCUGCGCGAAGCUGGACUACUGCGCCGCCGACAACAUCACGUGGUCCAGCGAGGGCUCCAAGCUGCAGACCUACCCCUGCUACGACUUCUCGGUCAGCGUGGCCGCCGUCUACGGCUUGCUGGGGGAGGACGGCCUGAUCUCCGAGGCGCGCCACGUAUCCUUCCAGGCAGCCCCGGUGGGAGUGACGGACUUGUCGGCCGUGAACACGACAAGCCACUCCACGCUGCUGGAGUGGAAGGCCUCCUCGUCCUCCUGCGCCGACCACUACGACGUGUCCUGGUGCGCCCAGGCCUACCCCUACCCCUGGCUGGGGGAGUGCCGCCCCACCAGCCGCCGCCUGCCCCCCAGCCAGGGGUCCCUCGGCAUCACCGGGCUGGCGCCCUGCACCAACUACCUGGUGGCCGUGAGCACUGUGUCGGGCAGCUCCCCCUCGCAGACUGACGCCACCAUCCACGUCACCACUCGCGCCGCAGGGGUUCAGGCUGUCCAGAACCUGACGGUGGCGGUCAGUGGCAAUGCAGUGAGGCUGUAUUGGGACGAGCUCGACCGCGCAUGCGUGAAGGACCACGAGGUGUGCUGGUGGGGCAAGGACGACAGCAAGACAUGCCGCCGGGAGGAGCAGGGGACCCUGCAUCGCCUCGACUUCUGCUCGGACUACAACGUGAGCGUGCGGGCCUUCGACGUGGGCGACUCGUCCUCCGCGACCGUCACCCACCACUUCACCACAGGCGCGGCCAGCGCUCUGACCCUGAAGGCCUCCCACGUGGCGGCCCGCUCCGCCGCGCUGGUGUGGCAGCCCUCGCCGUCCGCCGGGCAGUGCGGGCGGGGGUACGAGCUGAGCUGGUGCGUGCAGCCCUACACCAGCCAGGAGCCGUGCGAGCCAGUGGUCAGCCGGGCGCUGCCGCUCGACACCACGCGGGCCAACGUGACCGGGCUGUACCAGUGCCUCAGGCAGCGCAUCUCCCUGGUCACCGUCAGCGCCGGCGGCUGGAGGAGCGACCCCCGGGUCGUGGUCGUCAGGACGGGGCUGGACGAUCUCGGGCCGCCUCGAGACCUCAGAGUGGACGUGCUGAACUCGGCGAUGGUCUGGGUGUACUUCUCGCCCCCCGACGACUCGGGGAACUGCGUCCCCGACUACAGGGGCUGCUUCUGGGAGGACGACGACCCAGAGGCCACGCGGGUGUGUCUGCCCGCUCCCAACACGAUGUACUGGUUCAACGGGGAGAGCAGCACCAAGCCCUGCACCAACUACACUGUCGAGAUGACUGCGCUCAGCACCAACAACAAAAGUGCCAGCGCAUCCGUGUCUUUCACCUCCGCUGCGGAUGAAGUAAAAGGUCUGAAAGUGGAAAAUGUAACCUCGAACUAUUCUUCAUCUGCGAGGCUGAGCUGGAACGCGGAUUCGUUCAGCAAGUGCGUGCGGUACCAACACGUGACCUGGUCGCGAACUGACGGAUAUGGGGCAAGCCAGGAGGCCAACAUCUCUGCAGACGCCACACAGUUCCUGAUGGAGGACCUUGAUCCAUGCACAGAGUACAGUGCAGAAGUGAUGCGGCAGGCACCUUCUCCUUCAGAGAGCAGAAGUUUGAUAUUCUACAGUGCCAGUAAUGUGACGGCAGCCUCGGGCCUGGCGGUGACCUGUGAGCCGGGCAAGCCGGCAGCAGUGCUCUCCUUCUUCGCCCCGCCCUCUCCGAGGUGCGUGGCCAACUACUCGGUGUGCUGGGGCCCUGGCCAAGCCCCCUCCCCCGACUGGAGCUGCCGGGAUGUGGGCGGCACGGGGCACGUGAGCGUGUCGCUGGCAGGUCUGAACAGGUCCGAGCAGUACGGCUGCAGCGUGACUCCCGUGGCGCCCGACUGCCGGCCCUACUCCACGGCGCGCCUCGCCUUCAACUACACCUGCUCUGGUUGCGUGUCCAAGUUUGCUCCGAGCAUCGGAGUCCUGGUUCUUCUACCAGGAGUGCUGCGACUUCUUCCGAGCCUUGCUUUUGCCUGAUCUGGCAGUGAAGCACUACAUCCCGUGAAAUAUCUGUGUACGAUGAUGAAAUAAAUAUUUCUUUUGAAGAA